Peronospora belbahrii is the source of this 549-nucleotide messenger RNA. NCBI's taxonomy places the organism in Eukaryota, Oomycota, Peronosporomycetes, Peronosporales, Peronosporaceae. The record is from the annotation of a GenBank genome assembly.
AUGAUGGCUGACGGUGAAGUUGUAAACUACAUGAUCAUUCUGAGUUCAAGGAGUGCUGUCAAGGUCUUUACGAGAAAUGGUCAAGUGCAGCUAGCGUCGGAGCUUCAUUUUGCGGUAGGGCCUAUUGGUCGAGCGGCUAACGCUGCAACAAUCGUUGGGCGUGGUAGUGUUGUACCAAAUUACUCAUACAGACAUAGCAAGGGAUUUUACGGUAGCAUUGGUCUUAGUGGCGGUGUCAUUUGCACGCGCAAGUCGCUGAACGCGAGGUGCUAUGGCCCUCGGCAGAUUUUAGGUGGAGAAGUAGCGUGUUCGUUAGCUUUGCCACUUUGGAAAGGGCUGGACAAGGCGCCUGGUAUCCAGCGUGAGUACGUAAACGGUUUUCCCGUUCUGGCACUCACGUAUACUGGGAUAGCAUGUGAUUCAUGUAGCCAUAUUCACUUGUCCAGGACAACCCGUAUGCGUGUGCAAACUGCGGAAAUUUGCUGGUCUACAGUGUUAGCGUGCACUCAGGAAGGCUUAACACGAGCCAAGUCAUUGCAUCAACAUUGA